AUGGAAGCAUCGCAAUAUAAAUUGAGUCAAACAAUAGCAGCACACAAUGGAAUAGUGAGAUCAACCUCAAUUUAAGGGGAUUAAUUAUUGACAUGUUCAGGUGAUAAGACUGCAAAGUUGUACGAACUGAAGGAUAAUUAGUAUCAAUAAGUGACUUUGAUAUCUUUCUUCGAGAAAUUCAUUUAUGCCUCAUGUGCAAGAGUGAAUGGAGGAUAUGCAGUUGGACAAGAUAAGCAAAUAUAUUUGUUAGACAAUGAGGGGAAUCUCCUUGGUAUUUUAGAUGGACAUGAAUAAUAAGUGUGUUCUUUAAAGAGCAUUUCAAAAGACUUACUAAUAUCUGGAUCCUGGGAUGCAACUGCUAUUAUAUGGGAUAUCAGUUAAAUGAAGUAACUUUAUAGAUUGAGUGGACAUAAAUAUGGUGUGGCAGUAUACGGGGAUGAAAAUUUAAAUGUUCUAACUGGCUCAUAAGAUGGAGUUCUGCAUUCCUGGUCCAAGGAAACUAAAAUCAAGAGCGUAGAAGCUCAUGAGGAUAUCAUCAGAGAAAUCCUACCUUCUCCCUUUGGUGGCUAUUUAACUUGCUCUAAUGAUGAAACGAUUAAACUCUGGUCUAAAGAUCUUGAAUUGAUUUAAACCUUUUUAGGGCAUAAAAGCUUUGUUUUUACAAUGAAAUAUCACAUGGAUCAAGUGAUUAGCGGAGGGGAGGAUAGAUUAGUAAUUAUCUGGAAUUUAGAUGGUACUUCCAAAUAAACCAUUUAAUUGCCUGAUACUGUGUGGACUGUAACUAUCAAUAAUAAUAAUGAUAUUGUUGUUGGAACAGCUGAUGGUAAGGUCAGAGUAUUUACUUCUGAUCCAGCGAGAUAUUCCUCUUAGAAAGAAAUUGAAGAGCUAAAGCAGGAAUAAGCCUCUUUAUCCAAUGCCAAGUAGGAAGGAGCAAUAUCUGAAGAAGAAGUGCAGAAAUUGCCAGGAAUAGAUAAACUGACUAUGAUGGCAGGAAAGAAUGAUGGGGAAGUUAGAUUAUUUUUAAAUGGAGAUAAACCUUAGGCAUAUAUUUGGAGUGCAGCCAAUAAGAAUUGGUAAAUGAUUGGUGGGGAGGAGUCAAGCUAAAAGAAGAUCUUUUAUGGAGACAAAUACUUUGAGGCUGGAGAGUAUGAUCAUAUCUUUGAUGUGGAGGAUGGCAAUGGAAUUGCUAAACUCAUGCCCUAUAAUGAAGGGGAAAACCUUUAUGUCACAGCUGAGAAGUUUUGUUUAAGGGAAGGAUACUCUAAAAAUUACAUUUAGUAAAUAGUUGAAUUCUUGAAAUAUCAUACAUCCUUUGGGUAAUCGCAAAGGUAAAAGAAAUAAGAGUUGGAAACUAUGAAUGAAUAAUAAUAUGAUUAGGAGCAAAUAUUAUAAUAAGAAUAGGCUAAAAACCAGCUUGAUUAUCAGUAUAUUCCUUACACUAAAUGCACCUAUUAUGAGAAUAUGAAUUUACAAGGUUUGAGUCAGAAACUGUUUGAGUUCAAUGCUUUAAUGUCUGAAGAGCUUAGAUUAACGGAGAAUGAAACUUUAAUAUUCAAUAAAGGCAUUGAUAACUUAGGACAAAUAUCUAUGUAAAAAGCUGUCGAUAUCGAAAAUUCUGUUAGUCUCAUAUUCGUUGAGAAAUUAUUAAAGUGGGAUGCCCAAUACUUAUCUCCAGUUUAUGAUUUCUUUAGGAUCUUUUCCCUUCAUCAUAGCAGCGAAUAACUUUUCGCGGAUCAAGAAAAAGGCAUGAGUCUGUUCUUGAAUAUUGUCACUAUAGCCAAUAUAUAACCUCCCAAUGCUGUCCUUAUAGGAUUGGCUUUGUAAACAUUAUGUAAUUGCUUAAAACAUAAUACUAAUUCUUGUGCUAUCCUCUAUCAUUUAAGAAUAGUUAAAGAUAUUAUUCAGAGUCUAUUAGAUACUGAUGAAGAUACUGUCCACCUACUUAGUAAUCUCAUUCUCAAUUUAUCUAUUGGAAUAUAUUAGGGAAACGAAUUGAUUGACAAAGCAAGUGAGAUAUUAUCCGAAUCGAUAGUUACAUUUUUAUAGUAUAAACAAAGAGAUGCUGAAACAAUUGCUAAAUUAGUGACUGCACUUGGUAAUUUAUUGAGAUCUCCUGCUUAAUAAAUUAGAGAACAAUGUAAGAAAAUCAGUUAUGGUUUUAUUCAAUCAUUGAUGAUUGAUACAAAUAAUUAAGACACACUUAAAUGUUUGGAAGACGUUAAGUUGAGUAUGUAAAUUUGA
Messenger RNA from Paramecium tetraurelia, 2241 nucleotides. RefSeq lists its product as uncharacterized. Lineage: Eukaryota; Ciliophora; Oligohymenophorea; Peniculida; Parameciidae. The record is from RefSeq and is a predicted model, not a curated record. The transcript is spliced from 4 exons. Gene Ontology annotation, molecular function: ubiquitin binding. Gene Ontology annotation, cellular component: nucleus; cytoplasm. Gene Ontology annotation, biological process: ubiquitin recycling; proteasome-mediated ubiquitin-dependent protein catabolic process.